UCGGGAAGGAUGUCGCAACAUAUAUUUUGCAAGUUAAGUUGUCUUGAACAUACUGGCAGAAAGAUGCAUGAGGAAUUAUAAUGCCACUGUUGUUGGAUGUGCUGAGUGUCCUGAAUGUCUUGACUGUAGUGGACUGUGUUAUUGCUCAAAGGCGCACACACACAGACAGUGAUGUGACCUUGGGACUGAGAAUGGGACUGGGGGGAGAGAGUGAUGGAGAGAAUAAGCUGACCUAUUUCAGUCACAGAAAAUACAGUGCUUUCGAAGGUGUAGGGGUGUAAUGAUUCAUUUGUUUUCAAGACAGACUGGUUACAAAUUCUGCAGAUGCGCUUCAUCCAUCUUGAAAUAUGACUUUUAAAUAAUUAAGCAUCGAUGAUCUGUUCAAAUGCUACAGUGUGUUGUAUUUUUUAAAUUAUUUUGAUAAAUUGUUUCAGGGUGAAAAAAUAAGGAUGUUCAUCCAGCAUGGCCUCAGGUUUUGACUUUCAGCGGCCCUGUGACUUGCUGUGUUAUAGCUAAUUCACAUUGUCAGAAAUGUUUUCAAAGUGAGUCUACACAAUAUUACACAAAUAUUCCGCUGAAUAUCUGUCUAAUAGGCAGAAGGCUGCAGUCUAAAUUCUUCAUAUAUUAGGCCUAGUUCACGAGUCAACUAGUUUUCCAACAAGACAAGUAGUACUUCAUAAAGGGAUAGUUAACCUAAAAAAGAACGUUUGAAAAUAUGUCUUGAAAUGUAUCCUCUGUUUCUAUAGCCAUACACAUCUUUGGUCAUCGUGUAGCAUCUCACUCUUUUUCUUGAGCAGCCUGCUGUGAUUGGUGUGUUACGGUGUUAUUAAGAUGAUGUGUCAUAUUAAAAAUAGUCAAUUUACCAAAUCCAGGUGCUUGUGCGAUCAAACUGAAUUUACAAAAUUAGCUUGUGAAUCAAAUGCAAUGAAUCGCGAAUCAAACUGAGCUCAUGUAGCUCAGCUGCCUGGUAGAGCAUGGCACUAGCAACAGCAAGGUCAUGGAUUGGAAUUCAGGGAAACAUUAAAGGUAUACCAUGAAAGUAGCUUUGAAUAAUGUGUUAAAUGAAUGCAUGCAAAAAUAUUUUUCUGUCAACACAAAAAAAACAGCCAGCUUUGGUAAGUCCAAAAAGCACUUUUUCACAAUGUAAUUUGAACACAUGGACAUGACACAUAUGCCACUAUUGGCUUUUUGUAAUUUUGAGAUGAGGAAAAGUUAAAUAUCAACACUAAACUACUAGAGCAGACUGGUGACAAGAAUGUUGCUCACACAGGUCUCUGAAGGUACUGUCAUUACAUUCAUUUUUUGGGCUGAUAGAACUGGUGUGACAGCACCCCAGGGUGUUCUUGGGUGUGUGCAGGGUCUGUUAAACUGCUGUUGUGUUGAAUAUGAUUGUGUUAUAGAAUAGCUGUGCCAGGCAUGUGCGUCACUCUGUCACUCGUUCGUUUAAUUAUGCAUGUAGGACACAGACACAUCAACACUCUUCUCGGGGUAAAGCUUCACAGACACAAAUGUUCAUUCACUGCAUGUGUCACCUUGCUAUCGUGCCACUCCCACAUCUGGAGGAUACUGUGUUUCUAAACUAAUUAAGGUCAGGGUUUGUUUACUGCUAAACUAGGUGUGGGUUUGUUUCCUGCUUAACUAUGUGUAGGACUUUAUUUAAGUCUGGAUUGAUGACAUGUCUCUCAUUUUCUGUUUGACCAUGGAUGGUUGAUCUUGGUGUGGUUGGGAUUUAAGUUCGCAAGAUGAUUUUGGCGGUACUGUUUGCAAAGGGGGAAUUGUUGUUGAACAGUAACUUAUAAACCUUGAAAGACAGCUCUGCUUUGAGUCAACCCUGAACUGUGAGCCAGUGGAAGCCAGGCUGGACUAAUGACGAGCAUGACUUUGCGCCAAACCACAGAUGCAUGUACGCUCUCAGAGUCCACCUGACUGCUGCCACGCUCUGCUUCCUGGCUUUUGAAACUGCCUAUCAGAGGGCUGGUGGAGGCGGGGCUUAGCUAGACCCCACCCCUUUGCUGACCCUCUGAGUGAGACUGGCGCCUCCUGAUGGACCAGGGUGGUACCGAGCAGCCUGGGGCGGAGGAGCCAGACUCUGGGGGUCGAGCAGAGCGGGAGGUGAGCAGAAGGGCAUCCGAGCCUGAUCAUGGCCUGUCCAAAAUUACCCACAAUGCCUUGGAGAACAUGGGCGCGCUGGGCCAUGGCCUGAAGCACUUCUUCCAACCCCAGCGCAGACGCUCGUCCGUCUCGCCACACGACUACGCCUCUUCCUCCACAGGCCCCAUCCCUGAGCCCCCAGAAGCAGGGCCAGAGUUGGGGGAAGCGCCUGUCGUGGCGGUCGCCGCCCCUAACUCUGACCUCCACGCUUCGGCCCCCCCUGCAGCUCUGAGCCGUGUGCUGCAGCAGAUUCGAGGCCCCCCCAUGAUGAAGAGAGGGACCAGUCUGCAGAGCCGCCGCAGCAAGGCAGGGGGGGGAGGGGAGCCCCCCCAGAAAGGCAGCCCCCAGAUCCACAGGCGCAGUACCCAGGAGACCUUGCUGCAGGCGGGACGGCCACGCUCCUCCUCCACCACCGAUACACCCAGCAGCCCAGCUUUGGCAGACAUGUUGCUGACCUCGGGGUACCACUCAACCGAGGAGGCUGAUCGGCAAGACCGUUUGGAGGUGUCAGGUCCUGCCGUGUCUCCCAAUGCUCUGUCAACCAGCUCAGACGGCGGUCAGUACGGUGUGGAUUCGGUGGAUGGAACUCCAGACCCUCAGCGCACCAAGCAGGCCAUCGCUCAGCUACAGCAGAAGAUCCUCAAACUCACAGAGCAGAUCAAAAUCGAACAAACGGCAAGAGACGACAAUGUAGCUGAAUACCUGAAGCUGGCCAACAAUGCAGACAAACAGCAGAGCGCUCGCAUCAAGCAAGUGUUCGAGAAGAAGAACCAGAAGUCUGCGCAGACCAUCCAGCAGCUGCAGAGGAAGCUAGAGCAUUACCACCGCAAGCUCAGAGAGGUGGAACACAAUGGAAUACCACGGCAGCCCAAAGAUGUCCUGCGAGACAUGCACCAGGGUUUAAAGGAUGUUGGUGCCAAGGUAACCGGUGGCCUCUCUAGUAUCUCUCAGGCAACGCACUCUGCUGCGGGAGCAGUCGUGUCUAAACCUCGUGAGUUUGCCUCUCUCAUCCGCAACAAGUUUGGAAGUGCAGACAACAUCUCUGCUCUAAAAGACUCUCUGGAUGAACAACAAGGGCCUGAUGAGCCUGUAACAAGUACACGGACAGCAGGCACAAGGACUCCAGGACCUGGGCAGCUGCAAUCCAGCCCAAAAUACGGCAGUGAGGAUGAUUGCUCCAGUGCUACGUCAGGGUCGGCAGGAGCAAAUAGCACCACGGGGGCACCUGGGGGCCCUCCGAGCUCAAAGGGUAAUACAUUGGAGCAUGGCCAGAGUUCAGGCUUUGAUGCACUGCUGCAUGAGAUUCAGGAACUGAAGGACAACCAGAAUCGACUAGAAGAAUCCUUUGAAAACCUGAAGAGUCACUAUCAGAGAGACUACACAGAAAUCAUGCAGGCCCUGCAAGAAGAGAGAUACAGGUGUGAACGCCUAGAGGAGCAGUUGAAUGAUUUAACAGAACUGCAUCAAAAUGAGAUUCACAACUUGAAGCAGGAGCUAGCCAGCAUGGAGGAGAAAAUUGCAUACCAGUCUAAUGAACGAGCCAGAGACAUACAGGAGGCGCUAGAGGCCUGUCAGACGCGCAUCUCUAAGAUGGAGCUUCAACAGCAGCAACAGCAAGUGGUUCAGUUGGAAGGUUUGGAAAAUGCCACAGCACGCACUUUACUUGGCAAACUCAUCAACGUGCUGCUGGCCGUCAUGGCGGUGCUCCUAGUAUUCGUCUCGACGGUCGCAAACUGUGUAGUUCCGCUGAUGAAAACACGUAGCCGUACACUUUCCACAUUGCUCCUUGUGGUAAUCUUGGCUUUUCUGUGGCGGAAUUGGGAAGCCAUGUCGCAGUACCUGGACCGGUUUCUGCUGCACCCCAGAUGACCUGCAGGGGCGCUGUGGUUGUCGUUUCAUGAAGGGACUGGAGGGCGGGAAUUUUUGAUUCAAAGAUAGAGACUAACACUGCCUCAGUUGCACUUAGUAUGAAGGGACACGGCACAAGAGUGGAGGACACAGACAAAUCCUACAACCACUUUUUCUCUUUGUUUCACCGAAGGAGUGAAUUUGUUUACAUUUUGAUCUUUUUCCGUCAACAUAUUGUAUUGCUGAGUUUCCUUUUAUUUGUUGUUGGAAAUGAUGCAAGCUGUGUUGUUCAUUGUUCUCGUAAUUAUCUUUAGGAUGUACAUUUAUGCAAUUUCCUGAGUGUUGCAUUGCAUUGAAUUGACUGGAGUGGUUUUAACAUGCACUGGAUGUAGAUCUUUCUCCUCGUUUUUAAUACCAUAGCAACUGCUCUUUUCCCUCCUAACUUUCUUUUAUUUCUUUGAGUCUCUUCUACUGUCGUCUUGCUCUUCCUCUUACGUGCAUCUCUAACUCGAUUCAUUUCUUGUGCUCAUCGCUUCACUUUUCCCCACUCGAAACCGUUUGCUGCUGUUUGGACUUCACUGCAGUUGUUGCUGAAUGAAGGAAAAGAUGGAUUCGUUGGAGAGGAUCUGGAGUUUGAUCGUAUGGGCCGAGGAACCGAGUCGGCCCCUAUGCCCUCAAAGAGGCACAGUCCCCUGGUGUAUGAACAGAACGAACAUACUUGAAGAGCUAGAAAUGCUCAAAGACUCUCAGUGCUUCCGUACUGUUUCUUAUAGCGACAAUGAAAUAGUCCUUUUUAGUUUUAUUUUUAAUUUUUUAAAAUGAAAUGAAUAAACACGCUGUUUUAAAAAUGCAAAA
This is a messenger RNA of Puntigrus tetrazona (Sumatra barb), 4854 nucleotides long. It is a transcript of the gene tmcc1b, whose product is annotated as transmembrane and coiled-coil domain family 1b. Bases 2044 to 4020 code for a protein of 658 amino acids. The transcript is spliced from 8 exons. Gene Ontology annotation, cellular component: endomembrane system. The record is from RefSeq and is a predicted model, not a curated record. Lineage: Eukaryota; Metazoa; Chordata; Actinopteri; Cypriniformes; Cyprinidae.